AUGAUCGUGUCCCAAACGUCAUUCAAUUUGUUUCAGACUCAGAGCUCAUGGUGCCGGGCAAGAAGACGGUCAGACGUGUUUGAGUUUGACCGGGCCUACGGCCCACAAACGCGGCAAUCUGAGGUGUAUCAGGACGUUUCUCCGAUCAUCACCAGCUGCAUUGAUGGCUACAAUGUUUGCUUCCUAGCUUUCGGCCAGACUGGCUCUGGCAAAACAUACACCAUGAUGGGCCCUCCGGAGAAUCCGGGGGUGAAUCGGGUGCGUUCCCAACAGAAAUAUCUAUCCUGCAUCUGCCACGUCGUUGAUUGCGCUCGGCAGUUUGCUUUUCAAUCACAUCUCAUGAGCCUAUACGCCUGCGCAUUUUACACCAUGACGCUCUCGCUCAUGGAAAUCUACAACGAAAACAUUUACGACCUGCUGCGCGGUGACCAUCGAUCAUUGCGUAUUCGAAUGGAGGAGAGCGGACGAUCCUACGUCGAACAUCUUACUGUGCGCGAAGUGGCAACGGAAGACGACGUCACGCGCGUCCUCGAAGAAGGCGAUCGCAACCGCACUGUCGCUGCCACAUCCAUGAAUAUCCAUUCCAGCCGAUCGCAUUUGUUGCUGGAGAUCAAUAUCCACGGCGUCAAUCGCAUCACCGGCGUCAACAGUCAUGGCAAAUUAACCCUCUGUGAUCUUGCUGGUUCGGAGCGUGUGGGACGUUCGCAGGCCACAGGGCAGCGCUUGGUAGAAGCAGCUGCCAUCAACAAAUCGCUGCAGUCGCUCAGCCUCGUAUUUCAAGCUAUUGCAGGCAAGCAAAAGCACGUUCCUUAUCGCAACUGCAAACUUACGCACGUUCUUCAAGACUCCUUGGGAGGUGACGCAAAAUGCUGCGUCUUUAUCAACAUUUCGCCAGCCGAGUCCAACCUGGGGGAAACUGUCUCGACGCUUACCUUUGGACAAAACAUAUCGCGCAUCGAAUUGGGACCUGUGAAGCGCAACGUCGCCAAGCCUCGUUUUGACUCCAUACCGCGCUAAAUGCUUUUCUGUGACUGAUUUGUUCAUUUGGUUGCCUUUUU
This is a messenger RNA of Monosiga brevicollis MX1, 1058 nucleotides long. RefSeq lists its product as uncharacterized. The coding region runs from base 1 to 1017 and encodes 338 amino acids. NCBI's taxonomy places the organism in Eukaryota, Choanoflagellata, Craspedida, Salpingoecidae. Gene Ontology annotation, molecular function: ATP binding; microtubule motor activity; microtubule binding. Gene Ontology annotation, biological process: microtubule-based movement. The record is from RefSeq and is a predicted model, not a curated record. The transcript is spliced from 8 exons.